Molecule: messenger RNA, 942 nt
Organism: Bacillus rossius redtenbacheri
Lineage: Eukaryota; Metazoa; Arthropoda; Insecta; Phasmatodea; Bacillidae
Product: lactosylceramide 1,3-N-acetyl-beta-D-glucosaminyltransferase-like
Exons: 1
Coding region: 1-942 (313 amino acids)
Cellular component (GO): Golgi membrane
Molecular function (GO): hexosyltransferase activity
Source: RefSeq, a predicted model, not a curated record
AUGCGACACUGUUCGAGGCGGUUGCUGAAGCUAGAGCUGGUGCUACUGGUGUUGGUUCUGGGCACGACCGUGGUGUUAUUCCUGUCGACUGCUUCACGAAGGACGGACUACUCCCCGAGGAGAGAACACGGCACAUCCACCGAGCCGUCCAGGACUCCCGCCGGAGGAGACGACGAGCGGACCGCGGCGACAGAGCUGCCCCUGAGGCCGCUGUCGGUGCGGUACCACGGCGCGCCCGUCUCGCGGCUGUACCGGCCGGGGUUCGCCGUGGACUCCGCGGCGUGCGGCGAGGACGGCUCCGGCCGGCAGCUGGUGGUCGCGGUGCACUCGGCGCCCCAGCACCGCGACCUGCGCGCGGCCGUCAGACACACCUGGGGCUCGCUCGGCCUGCGGAGAGACGCCGCCCUGGUGUUCCUGCUGGGCGAGUCCCCGGACCCGGCGCUCGCGAGCCAGCUCCGGCGGGAGGCGCUCGCGUACGGCGACAUCGUCGUGUCCCGCAACCUGGACACCUACGACAACCUGACGCUGAAGACGGUGGCCAUGGCGGAGUGGGUGUCCCUCAGGUGUCCCGGGGCGAGGUUCUUCCUGAAGACGGACGACGACGUGUUCCUCAACGUCCCCAGGCUGCUGGAGUUCCUGCGGCGGCCCGAGGUGUCGACGGCCAUCAGGACGGUGUUCGGCGGGAUGACGCGAGGAACACAUCCCAUCAGGGACAGGAGCCAUCGCCAUUACAUAUCUGAAGAGGAGUACCCGGGUGACGUGUUCGUGGACUACAUGCAGGGUGCCUGCUACCUCGUCACCGGCGACCUCUCUAGGGACCUGUACCGGGUGUCGCUGCAGGAGAUGUUCUUCAGGAUGGAGGACAUCUUCUUCACAGGGCUGAUGGCGGAGCGGGUGGGCGCCAACAAGGUGGGCCCAAAAAACUUUUACACUGUCAAAUAA